Molecule: messenger RNA, 989 nt
Organism: Caenorhabditis auriculariae
Lineage: Eukaryota; Metazoa; Nematoda; Chromadorea; Rhabditida; Rhabditidae
Source: the annotation of a GenBank genome assembly
AUGGGAAAGCCGAAGGGACUCCAUACGGCUCGCAAGCUGCGUAAGCAUCGUCAGGACCAGAGAUGGUGCGACAAGGCUUACAAGAAAGCUCACCUUGGAACCCGGUGGAAGUCGAAUCCUUUCGGAGGAGCUUCUCACGCCAAGGGAAUUGUUUUGGAAAAGAUGUAAGUUUUUAUUUCUAAUUUUUUUCAUCUUUCAAAAAUUUUUUUGAAUAAGUUUUUUUGUCGUAUUUUUGGUUUUUCAUUCCGUUUUUCUUGCCAAUGAAAUGUUUAGCGUCAUAUAUACAUCUCCAUUAUUGCGUGUCCAUCGGAGAACCUGAACGUGCUUCAAAACAAAAAAUUGUGUUCAUCGGCGCGCCGAAGUUGCUCCAGAACAGUACCAAUUUUUGUUUUGGAGCAAUUUUCGUUUAGUCCGAUAAACACGCCACUAAAUUUUAAUGUAACGGACUAGGGGACAGAUAAUUUUGUUUCCAAAACUGACGCAUCACUAGUUUGCCAAUGGCUUAAUUAUUUUUUUUUUCGAGGUGCAUGAGCACGUUCUUUUUUGCGCAGAGCUGUGAAUCUUCAUUUCUUUUUUUUGUCUAGAACUGAAAUUUACGGACUAGUUCAAGGAAAAUAAGACAUUUUUCAGUGGUGUCGAAGCCAAGCAGCCGAACUCUGCUAUUCGCAAGUGCGUUCGUGUCCAGCUUAUCAAGAACGGAAAGAAGAUCACCGCCUUCGUCCCCAAUGACGGUUGCUUGAACUUCGUUGAGGUUAUAUUUUUUGCUGAAAAUUCAAAAUUGAAUUUAGUUUUAAACGAAUGAUGAAUCUAGGAGAGGUCAAUAAACGAAGCUUCAAAUUCAGGAAAACGAUGAAGUGCUCGUGUCUGGCUUCGGUCGAUCUGGUCACGCCGUCGGAGAUAUUCCCGGUGUUCGUUUCAAGAUCGUCAAGGUUGCCAACACUUCCCUCAUCGCCCUCUUCAAGGGCAAGAAGGAGAGACCACGUUCGUAA